AUGUUGAGAAAGAUCCUUGCCAUAGCCCCUUUCCUGCUGGCCGCUCCUGUGGCAGCUGCACCCAAGUUCAUUGAGAGGGAAGUCGUCUGUGCAACUAUCGACCCCGUCACCGAGACAGUUUACCACACCAAGACUGUCUUUGCCAAUGGGCCGGCUGCAACAACAACAGGAACAUUGAGUGCCGGGAAAGAGCAUUACAGUGCUGUAGACUCCGGGAGUUUCAACUCAUCUGCAACUUCUACUGCUGCUGCCCCUUCCUCAAGCGGAUCACAGACUUCCAGUCCAGAUGUCUCCGGCAAUGUAGACCACAGCCGUAGCUAUGAGAGUUCACUUUACUUCACAAACUGGGGCAUCUAUGGUGCCAACUUCCAACCUCAGCAGAUCCCAGCUAGCAAGGUCACUCGGAUAUUAUACGCAUUUGCAGACAUUGCCAGUGAUGGCGAAGUCAAAUCCUCUGAUACCUAUGCUGAUCUAGAGAAGCAUUACCCCACGGACUCGUGGAACGACCAGGGCAAGAAUGCCUAUGGUUGCAUCAAGCAGAUAUUCCUGCUGAAGAAGCAGAACAGGAACAUGAAGGUGCUCCUCUCUAUCGGUGGAUGGACCUACUCUCCCAAGUUUCCUCCCGUUGCCGCCUCUGAGGCUGGCCGCACAAAGUUCGCGCAGAGUGCGGUCAAGCUGGUCGCCGACUGGGGCUUCGACGGCAUUGACAUCGACUGGGAGUACCCCGCCAACGCCAACGAAGCCCAGGACUUUAUCAAGCUGCUCCAGGCCUGCAGGCAGGAACUGGACAACUACGCGCAGAAGAACGCCCCGGGCUACCACUUCCUCAUCACCGUGGCCAGCCCCGCGGGACCCACCAACUACAACAACAUGGACAUGAAGGGCAUGGACCCCUACGUCGACGCCUGGAACCUGAUGGCCUACGACUACGCCGGCUCGUGGGACUCGACCUCGGGCCACCAGGCCAACAUCUACAUGAACUCGGAGAACGCGGCGGCGACCAAGUUCAGCACCGAGAAGGCCAUCCAGGACUACCUGGCCAAGGGCAUCUCGGGCAAGAAGAUCAUGAUGGGCCUGCCGCUCUACGGCCGCUCCUUCGAGUCGACCAACGGCAUCGGGCAGGCGUACAACGGCGUCGGCUCCGGGUCCAUCCAGUCCGGCGUGUGGCUGUACAAGGACCUGCCGCGGUCGGGGGCGCAGGAGGUCUACGACAACGUGGCCAAGGCGAGCUACAGCUACGACCAGGGCAGCAAGGAGCUCAUCAGCUACGACAACGUCAAGUCGGCCGUCGAGAAGGCGUCGUACCUGUCGGGCAAGGGCCUCGGCGGCGCCGUCUUCUGGGAGGCCAGCGGCGACCGCUCCGACGACCAGAGCCUCGUCGGCACGGUGGCCAAGCAGUUUGGCAAGCUGGGAAGCCAACAAAACCUGCUCAGCUACCCGGCCAGCCAGUACGACAACAUCCGGGCUGGCAUGCCCUGA
Messenger RNA from Thyridium curvatum, 1479 nucleotides. RefSeq lists its product as uncharacterized. The transcript has 3 exons. Gene Ontology annotation, cellular component: extracellular region. Gene Ontology annotation, molecular function: chitin binding; chitinase activity. NCBI's taxonomy places the organism in Eukaryota, Fungi, Ascomycota, Sordariomycetes, Thyridiales, Thyridiaceae. The coding region runs from base 1 to 1479 and encodes 492 amino acids. The record is from RefSeq and is a predicted model, not a curated record. Gene Ontology annotation, biological process: carbohydrate metabolic process; chitin catabolic process.